This is a messenger RNA of Ophidiomyces ophidiicola, 2406 nucleotides long. It is a transcript of the gene TGL5, whose product is annotated as Lipase 5. Gene Ontology annotation, biological process: lipid metabolic process. Gene Ontology annotation, molecular function: triacylglycerol lipase activity. The coding region runs from base 1 to 2406 and encodes 801 amino acids. NCBI's taxonomy places the organism in Eukaryota, Fungi, Ascomycota, Eurotiomycetes, Onygenales, Onygenaceae. The record is from RefSeq and is a predicted model, not a curated record. The transcript is spliced from 2 exons.
AUGCCUGCUAUUCCUGACGGUGAUAUUCCCAAAUCGCCAUAUUUGACUCACUCGGAACAAGCCGGACUCCAAGGGUUAAGCCAGUGCCUUUCAGUUUCAUGCCUGUCGUCACUCCUCCGUAGCUGUUUCGCACAAGUAGGUUCUUUACUGUACAACAUUCGAGAUGUUCCCGCUAUCGAACAAUGCGAAAAAUUCUUCCUCACGGAGAAACGAAAGCGGGACCUUUCCUGGAAUUUACCAAGGGCUACUAGUCUCCAUGAAUGGUUACAAAUUGCGGGAGAAUUGGAUGAACUUGAAGGAAACAAUGCAUGGAAAGCCAUUGACGAGUCUGACGAAUAUGACUAUGUCAUCAUACGGGAGCGCCUCGAAAAUCUGAAGCGGGCUUUGGACACAAAUGAUCUAGCUUCUAUUACGCAUAACAUUCGAACGACGUUCUCCCGUGAUCUUGCGAAUAUGACAAAUCCAGAUCUUUAUGGGCGUGCAUACAUUGGUUCAAAAAAUUUGAUAGAUCUAUAUGUCACAACGGCCGUCAACGCGGUAUCGAUGGUGCUGCAACUGGUAGAUGAACUGGAUUUGAAUGUUGAUGAAUCUCAAUUCCUGCUACACCAGUUGCAGGCUUCCCGCCAGGCUUUUGGUCGCAGCGCUCUAUUACUCUCGGGUGGCGCUACGUUUGGCAUGAAUCACACUGGUGUUGUCAAAACCCUCUGGCAAAUGAGACUUCUUCCACGUAUCAUUUCUGGUUCAUCUGCAGGAGGCGUUAUUGCUGGAGUUCUCUGUACACAUACAGAUGACGAAAUCCCGAAAAUAUUAUCCUCUCUUGCAUAUGAAGACUUUUGCGUAUUUGAGCCGCGAAAUGAAGUGGAGAGUGUAAUACGCCGGCUGAAGCGAUUUCUUCAAACUGGCUCCCUCUUCGAUAUUGUCCACCUCAGAAAAGUUAUGCAAGAUCUCCUAGGUAACAUUACGUUUCUGGAAGCAUACAACCGCACGAGAAGAAUACUCAAUAUCACUGUGUCUCAUUCGGAAUUCCAUGAACUUCCUCGGCUAUUAAAUUAUAUUACUUCCCCUAAUGUAAUGGUCUGGUCUGCCAUGUAUGUCCUGCCCAAUCUGCUAUGUGGUGAGAUACUAACUGACAUCAACAGAGUGACAUCUUGUUCCGUCCCCCUUGUGUUUUCGGCAUCCUCACUGAUGGCAAAAGAUCCAGUGACGGGAGAAAUACUAGACUGGGGAGAAUCUUUAGUUCAAUGGAUUGAUGGAUCUGUUGAUGGUGAUCUUCCCAUGGCACGACUGUCCGAGAUGUUUAAUGUCAACCACUUUAUCGUUUCACAGGUUAAUCCCCAUGUGAUACCCUUUGUUCCCCCGGAAGAAGCCUUCUUGUUCGCGGAGCUCAGUGAACGCCGACAACCUCCCGAAAAUGGAAAAACCCAUCUUCCUAAAGAAUUAAUGAAAGAGGAGGCGAUGGGUAAAUUAAAUCUGCUUUCCGGUAUGGGACUAUUUCCCAAUACUUUGAGGCGCUUUGCUUCGAUAAUGAGGCAAGAGUACUAUGGUGAUAUAAACAUCUUACCGGAGAUUACGUAUGAAGUUUUUCCUAGCAUGCUGCGAAAUCCUACGCCUGACUUCAUGCUUCGGGCUUGCCUUACCGGCGAACGUGCUACAUGGCCCAAAUUGGGGCGCAUUCGGAAUCAUUGUGCCGUCGAAUUAGCUUUGGAUGCUGCAAUUCCGAUUAUGCGCGACAAGGUUGCCGCCAUUGCAAGGAGCGCGAAUAUCCCCAUGAAACAUUUGACCUUCUACACGGAUGAAGAUCUUUAUUUAGAGGACAAUACGGCAAAGAUACCGCAAAAGAUCACCCCUAAGAAUUCUUUCCAUGGUGCACACACGAACCAAAUUUUUCACCACUCCAACCCCGUUUUUGAAGUACGGAAAAGCAGGAGCUCCAUUCACAUGGCGAGCAUUGAACACAGCUUUACGCACCAUACACAUCACUUCCACGCCGCAGAAUCCAAAACUCAUUUCCUCAACCCUGCCUCCCUGGCAGUGAAUGAUAUCUCUGGGCACACGAGCCAGGUGACUUACUCCGAACUGGAUACGAGACGAGUUGAUAAGCUGUCGUCAGUAAUAUGGCCCGACGAAUUAACAUCUCUUUCCAGACCAGUUCAACCAGAGCGGCAUGUACCAACAGUCUUGCCACACCGCGGGUCCUACGCCCGAUUACCAACCCCUUUAAUUCCAAAUCCGCCUAUUGCCCGAAAGACUCGCCGGGCAAAUAAUUCCAAGCUCUUUCCAGCAGGAGUGACUUUGCCGCGUUUCAUAAUGACUAUGAAGAGUGGACCUCCAUCUCCAGUGCCUUACAGGCACAUUCGACAGAGCUCCAGUGAGUUGGUGAAGUAUAAUAGUGUGGUUAAUUUGUGA